CAGUGUCGCGUUCAGUCAGCACCGAACCGAAAAGAGCGGCGCGGCGGCGGCCCCAGCAGUAGCGGUGGCCUGGUGCUGUGCGAUGGCGGACAUGGAGGACCUGUUCGGCAGCGACGCGGACAGCGACGCGGAGCGCAAAGAUUCUGACUCCGGAUCCGAGCUGGACUCCGACCAGGAGCACGCCGCGUCGGGCAGCAACGCCUCCGGGAGCGAGAGUGAGCAGGGCGAGGCGGACGCGGGGCAGCCGAGCAACAAGGAGCUCUUCGGGGACGACAGCGAGGACGAGGGAGCCUCGCGCCACAGCGGCAGCGAGGACCCGUCCGAGCCUUCCGACAACAGGUCGGAGGCCUCGGAGCGCUCGGACCACGACGACAACGACGGCUCCGACGCGGAGCAGCGCAGCGGCUCGGACGCCCAGCGCGAGGACCCGGACGACGGCCCCCGCUCGGAGGCGGGCGGCUCGGACAAGGCCGGCUCGGAGGAGGACGGGUGGGGUGCAGAGGACAGGAGCGAGCCGUCGGACGAGGAGGAGCCGGCCGCGGCGUCCGAUGAGGAUCGCCUGCCCAACUCCGACGAGGAGGACCGGCCCACGCUGUCCGAGGACGAGGGGCCGCCGCUGUCCGAGGAGGACAAGGCAGACUCCGAUGAGGAGCAGCCCGCGGCGUCCGACAACGAGGACGAGAAGCAGAACUCUGAGGAUGAGGAGCGGCCACGGGGCUCUGCCGAGGACAAAGCGCAGAACUCUGAGGACGAGCGGGCCCUGGCCUCGGACGAGGACCGCAGGCCGUCGGAGGACGAGGAGGAGGAGCAGGAGCGCAAGUCAGAAUCCGCAAGAGGCAGCGAUAGCGAAGAUGAAGUCUUACGUAUGAAACGCAAGAACGCGAUUGCUUCGGAUUCUGAGGCAGACAGUGACACCGAGCUGCCCAAAGACGGCAGUGGCACUAUGGACCUGUUUGGAGGUGCAGACGACAUCUCUUCUGGCAGUGACGGGGAGGACAAGCCACCCACCCCGGGGCAGCCCCUGGAUGAAAAUGGACUGGCUCAGGAGCAGCAGGAGGAGGAGCCCAUCCCCGAGACCAGGAUAGAGGUGGAGAUACCCAAAGUGAACACUGACUUGGGCAACGACCUAUACUUUGUCAAACUGCCCAACUUCCUCAGUGUGGAGCCCCGACCUUUUGAUCCCCAGUACUAUGAAGACGAAUUCGAAGAUGAGGAAAUGCUGGACGAAGAGGGUAGAACCAGGUUAAAAUUAAAGGUAGAAAAUACAAUCCGGUGGCGGACACGCCGCGAUGAAGAAGGGAAUGAAAUCAAGGAAAGCAACGCUCGCAUCGUCAAGUGGUCAGAUGGCAGCAUGUCUCUGCACCUGGGCAAUGAGGUCUUUGAUGUGUACAAGGCACCGCUGCAGGGCGACCACAACCACCUCUUCAUCAGGCAGGGCACGGGCCUGCAGGGACAAGCCGUCUUCAAGACGAAGCUGACUUUCAGACCGCACUCUACAGACAGUGCCACGCACAGGAAGAUGACGCUAUCACUGGCAGAUAGAUGCUCGAAGACACAGAAGAUCAGGAUCUUGCCGAUGGCUGGCCGCGACCCCGAGUGCCAGCGCACGGAGAUGAUCAAGAAGGAGGAGGAGCGCCUGCGAGCCUCCAUCCGCCGCGAGUCGCAGCAGCGCCGCAUGCGGGAGAAGCAGCACCAGCGCGGGCUGAGCGCCAGCUACCUGGAGCCGGACCGCUACGACGAGGAGGAGGAAGGCGAGGAGUCCAUCAGCCUGGCCGCCAUCAAGAACCGCUACAAAGGCGGCAUCCGUGAGGAGCGAGCCAGGAUCUACUCCUCGGACAGCGAUGAGGGCUCGGAGGAGGACAAGGCGCAGAGGCUGCUUAAGGCCAAGAAGCUCAAUAGCGACGAGGAAGGCGAGCCGUCUGGAAAGAGGAAGGCGGAAGACGAUGACAAGGCCAGUAAGAAGCACAAGAAGUAUGUGAUCAGUGACGAGGAGGAGGAGGAGGAUGACUGAGGCAUGAAAUGCACAGACUUUUGUAUCAGUUGUACAGUUUGUUUUAUAAAUAUGUAAACAUGAGCUAUUUUGAUUGAAAUGGAUUUGCAUUUGUGUAAUUUUAAUUGUAAUAAAAAAGCCCUUAA
Octodon degus (degu) is the source of this 2136-nucleotide messenger RNA. RefSeq names its product LEO1 homolog, Paf1/RNA polymerase II complex component (gene Leo1). NCBI's taxonomy places the organism in Eukaryota, Metazoa, Chordata, Mammalia, Rodentia, Octodontidae. The record is from RefSeq and is a predicted model, not a curated record. Bases 83 to 2011 code for a protein of 642 amino acids. Gene Ontology annotation, molecular function: RNA polymerase II C-terminal domain phosphoserine binding. Gene Ontology annotation, cellular component: Cdc73/Paf1 complex; nucleus. The transcript has 12 exons. Gene Ontology annotation, biological process: transcription elongation by RNA polymerase II; positive regulation of transcription elongation by RNA polymerase II.